Molecule: messenger RNA, 1697 nt
Organism: Passer domesticus (house sparrow)
Lineage: Eukaryota; Metazoa; Chordata; Aves; Passeriformes; Passeridae
Gene: PTTG1IP
Product: PTTG1 interacting protein
Exons: 7
Coding region: 494-967 (157 amino acids)
Biological process (GO): protein import into nucleus
Cellular component (GO): cytoplasm; nucleus
Source: RefSeq, a predicted model, not a curated record
ACACGGUGGGGAUGGGAACAUCUCCCUUCCUCCUGCUCAUCCUUGAAUGGUCCUGAGGGUGGAGCAGAUGUGGGUGCAGGGCACUCAGGCUGUCUCCAGUCCUUGGGCAGGAACCAGGAGAGGUGUCCUCUUCGUCACACCCUGCCCAGAAAGGUCUGACAGCCUAAAAAACAUCGCAGGGAGCCAAAAAAUGUGGGGCCUGUGAUGACAUGGGACAUGACAAGUGGGUGGCACCUGUGGAAACUCACUGACACACAGCUCAGCAAGGAGAAGAUUUGCUGGGUGCUUUCAGAAGAGCCAGUCCUGCUGCUGGGAGUCAGCAGGGAUGGAAAGCUGAGAAAAACUCAGCAAGGAGAUGGUGCUUGCACUUGGAAAAGGCGGUGUGGAUUUUCUGAGCUGCCAGCCCUGCUCACACCUCUUGGAGAUGUGGGCUGGAUUACUCAGCCAUAGAACUGCUGGCAAGUGAAGCAAAAAAACUGAAGUUCAGACCAGGAUGGAGCAAGGGAUCUCAGUGGAUUUGGGAUGCAGCUGCUCCGGGUGCAAUUGUCGCCAGUAUACAAACAGGAGCUGUGAAGAAUGCCUGAAAAAUGUCACUUGCCUGUGGUGUGCCAGCAGCAGGAGGUGCAUGGAGUACCCCGUCCGAAGAAUCCUCCCGCCGGCCGACCUGUGCGAGCUCCGCUCGGCGCGCUGGGGAGUCUGCUGGGUGAACUUUGAAGCCCUGAUCAUUGCAAUGUCCGUGGUGGGAGGAACACUUCUGAUCAUGUUGGGGGUCUGCUGCUGCUGCUGCUGUUGUAAGAAAAAGAGCAAAAAGCCAGACAAGGAUGACGAGAGAGCAGCCAGGGAGCGGGAGAAGAGGCGGGUGCGGCAGGAGGAGAGGAGAGCGGAGAUGAAAUCACGGCAUGAUGAAAUCCGAAGAAAAUACGGCCUGUUCAAGGAAGAGAACCCUUACGCAAAAUUUGAGAAUUAGCAUCUCCAGACACACCCACCCACCCUGGUGAACAGUGCCUUCUGCAGAGCCACAAGUCUCCAGGCUUCCCCCCACCACCAUGGUGCCACUUCAACUGCCACAGAAGAUGACCCAAAUCCUUGGUGACACCAUUGUCCCCACUCCAGGUGCUUGGUCUGGCCAGACUUUGCUUUUGCCCUGCUGGUGCAAGAAACCAUGGUGACAAUACUGGAAGAUGGGGCAUUUUUUCCUCACUCACCCCAGGGUGGUUGUGGUGUCCAAAGCAAUGCACAUAACAGUCCUUGUCCCAGCCAAGGGCAAAAGCAAUGUCACACAUCUCCCUCACUCCUGCCUCACCAAGAACUCUUCAUGCACACAGAGCUAGCCUCUUCUGCUCUUCCUCCCCCUCUUUUUUUUUUUUUCUUUUAGUAUAUGCAAAAGCCAGCAAGAGUUUCCUGACGUAAGGGCUAGCAGGAGGCUUUGGCUGUCACUCCAGGUGCAUGCACUUAUCCCAGCACAUUAGCAGUCCUCUCAAAGAGCACAAGUUUCUGGUGAUCUGGUGCUUCCAGGAGGAAGGUCUUAUGUGCACCUUCUCACUUGCAACUAAUCUGGGGAAAUGCCCCAACUCUCCUACCUCUCUGUGCCUUUCUAGAAAGGUGGUCUUGGGCUCAAUGGCCACGUCUGUUAGCAAUACUGUAAGUUUCAAGUGCAUUUACAAUAUGCUGCCUGUAUAUUAAACUGAUUCAAUUAC